This is a messenger RNA of Clonostachys rhizophaga, 1800 nucleotides long. Lineage: Eukaryota; Fungi; Ascomycota; Sordariomycetes; Hypocreales; Bionectriaceae. The record is from the annotation of a GenBank genome assembly.
AUGGUUGUACACAAUGAUGCGCACGAACAUCUACCAAGGGAAGACGAGGUACCAUCGUUAGUCUUUCUCAAAACAUACGAAGAGAGAUAUCAUAGUGUAUAUCAUCUCGAGAGAAAGUCAAAUAGUGCAUUCGCAUCCGAAGAGAUCGCACCUUGUAUAGGAAGCUUUCACUGGUUCGAUGAAAACAAAGGUCGCACAAGCACCCUAGUCUUCCAGUAUGCAGAACAUGGUACUCUAUUAGACCUAUAUCGUCAAAGCCUUCCACCAUAUCUCCCUGAACAUGUUAAGGCGUUUUGGGAAGGGAUCAGUGGAGUUUUAAAAGGCCUGCACACCAUACACGAUUCAGUAGGAAGCUACACAGGAUUACACCAUGAUAUGAAACCAUCCAAUAUUCUGGUUUUUUCAAACGGACUUUUAGACGACAAAUUUGUUUACCAGUUUAAAAUCGGCGAUUUCGGUGCUAGUUACUUGAUCCCCUCCAAUGUUAAUCUCCAGCCCAUUAAUCGGGGCACAACACGAACCUAUGCCCCCCCUGAGAUUUAUUUGGGUGACAGUGUGAAGUAUGUUGUGGGAUCUACACUCGAUAUGUGGUCCAUUGGGUGCAUCAUCUUUGAAGCCGCGGUUUGGCUCGUAUGCGGCGAACGGGGCCGCCAAGAUUUCAGAAGAAAACGCCUGGAAGAGAUCUCAAGAUUAACAACCCUAAAAAAUCUGGGGUACGGAGAUUGCUUUCACAAUAGGUCUGUUGCCUUGGAAUGCAUAGCAGAAUACGCCGAUUUGAUGAAGCUUCAUGGCCGCCAGAGUGACGAGAUCACCCGCCAGAUCGUCAAACUCGCUACAAAGAAUCUUUUGGUCGUGAGAGAUUCACGGAUCAAUUCUCUCAAUCUUUACACCAGAUUCGGCGAAAUCUUAGAUGACGAACACCUUCCUGAGGUGAGGAGCCCGACCUAUUUGAUGGACGUUGACCAAACUAGAAGUUUAUCCACUGUUAGGAGUGGAAUGCCUCAACGGAUCCAGACAGGUCAGCCCCUGCGAGGCGAGCCCGGCAAGAUAUCUCCGCUUGAGACGUCUGAGGACGAAAAUAUCUCUAAGAUGUCUACGCCAGGCUCUGGCUCGGCACAGCCACUCAAGCCCGAGAAGCUUACAAAGUCUAUCCCUAUCAGCGCGGAUGAGACGGAGGUACAUAUCGAUCGGCUCAGUUCCUGGAUAAAAGCCAAAAAGACUCAAAAGCAUAAUGAUGAACUGCCUGGGUGGAAGUUGGUCCAAGGUCAACUUAAAGGCCGAGACUUCAAGUACGAAGAAGAAGUGCUCCGAUGGGUUUCAAAACUGGGCUAUCUUGUCAAAGAACUUGACCCCGAUGGAGGCGAAAUCAGAUGUACCUCUGAUCAUAACAAAACUGUCAAAUUUACAAGUUCUACUGAGGCAGAGAAGUUUGUAUCAGAGAAAUUUGCAGAUGGAAAGGGAGGUCCAUGCGACAUGGAGAAUGCACUGUUUGGUGUCGUUGACAGCAUACGAGGGGCAGCAUCUACCGUUUCCUCCAGGCUCUCCUUUCUUAAACGCUCCGGAAGUGGCCCAAAGAAAACAACAGUUUUAGUUUUCACUGAUGGUGUCUGGGAUUCUUCAAUUGAGAGUGGUGUAAUGGGCGCGGAUGAGCCGAUUGAAUCACUCAUCAAGCACAUGAAGAAAAAGGACAUUGGGCGCCCGAAUAUUUCUAUACAAUUUUUACGAUUCGGAUCGGACCCUGUUGGAAUCAGGCGAUUGGAAUCUUUGGACGAUGAUUUGGGGCAAAAGCACGAGUUGUGA